Messenger RNA from Penicillium angulare, 1557 nucleotides. Its product is annotated as MFS transporter. Gene Ontology annotation, biological process: transmembrane transport. Lineage: Eukaryota; Fungi; Ascomycota; Eurotiomycetes; Eurotiales; Aspergillaceae. The transcript is spliced from 2 exons. Gene Ontology annotation, cellular component: membrane. The record is from RefSeq and is a predicted model, not a curated record. Gene Ontology annotation, molecular function: transmembrane transporter activity. Bases 1 to 1557 code for a protein of 518 amino acids.
AUGAUCACCGCCGAUCACUCCUCGCAAGAGUUGGUCGCAGAAACAACCAAAACCGAAACAAACGUAAAUAUUGACCCAUCUACCGAAGAAAAGAACAUCGAAAGCCCAUCACCCGUGCCGACAAAACGGUACCCGGAGACAGAUCUAGAUCGCGGACUUGUUGGGUGGGAUGGACAAGAUGAUCCUGAGAAUCCGCAGAAUUUCUCUGCCGCCAAAAAAUGGGGGUUACUUUCGCUUGUGAGCGCUAUUACUUUCGUUUCGCCAUUGGCGUCGAGUAUGUUUUCGCCAGCGGUUAGUUUUGUUGGGGAGGAAUUAGAUGUAACCAAUGAAACGAUUCUUUCGUUUAGUGUUAGCAUUUAUUUGCUUGGGUACGCUUGUGGACCGCUUCUACUUGCCCCUUUGAGUGAAAUAUAUGGUCGCCGGGUUGUCCUUAGCUGUGCGAAUUGGUUCCUUGUUGUCUGGCAGAUUGGCUGCGCUCUCGCGCCGAAUAUCCAAACUUUGAUUAUAUGUCGACUCUUCGCAGGUAUUGGGGGAUCUGGACCUCUGACGUUAGGAGCAGGUGCUAUCGCGGAUAUGUUUCCGAUCGAACAACGUGGUUUAGCAACGUCUAUCUGGAGCUUGGGUCCUUUAAUCGGACCAUGCGUUGGGCCGCUGGCCGGAGGGUUCAUGGGUGAAACUAUCGGCUGGCGAUGGGUCUUCUGGGUGUUAUUGAUUCUGGGUGCGGUAGUAUCACUUGGUAUCGAGUUCUUGAACCAGGAGACGUAUGCUAUUGUUCUGAUCCGCCGGAAAACUGAGCGCUUAUCGAAAGAACUCGGUCGCUCUGACCUUCGCAGUGCCUAUACGCCAAAUCAGGAGAAGAAUCCCUCACUAGGAAAGAUGCUGAAGCACGGAUUAAGGCGACCGGUCAUUCUGUAUUUCAAGUCGCCCAUUGUCGCACUUUUAUCCACAUACAUCGCCUUCGUCUAUGGCCUCUUGUAUCUGUUCUUCACGACCAUAUCGAAUGUCUUCAAAACCACAUAUGGCUGGUCGACGGGUAUCUCCGGUCUGGCCUAUCUAGGCAUCGGCUUUGGGUUUCUGUUCGGGGUGACCCUUAACGCACUCACCAAUGACCGUAUCUUGAUGAAACUCACCGCGCGCAAUGGCGGCAGACACCUGCCUGAGAUGCGUCUUCCGACCAUGAUCUUCUAUGCCUGCUUUAUCCCCGCCAGCUUCUUCUGGUAUGGUUGGUCCGCCGACAAGGGUGUUUUCUGGAUCGUGCCUAUUAUCGGCAUGGCGCCCUUUGGAUUCGGUCUGAUGGGCGUGUACCUUCCCGUACAAACCUAUGUCAUCGACUGUUACCCCGCCUAUGCAGCAUCAGCCAAUGCCACGCUAACCACCGUGCGGUCACUCGUGGGGGCCUUGAUCCCACUGGCGGGACCAAAGCUCUUCGAUAGCCUCGGGCUUGGCUGGGGAAAUUCACUCCUAGGUUUCAUUGCCCUUGCAUUUGUUCCAGUGCCAAUUCUCUUCACACGCUAUGGGCAGCGUAUCCGGGAGAAAUUCCCCGUUGAUCUAGAUUGA